Messenger RNA from Mercenaria mercenaria, 5160 nucleotides. RefSeq lists its product as uncharacterized. NCBI's taxonomy places the organism in Eukaryota, Metazoa, Mollusca, Bivalvia, Venerida, Veneridae. Bases 330 to 1079 code for a protein of 249 amino acids. The transcript has 7 exons. The record is from RefSeq and is a predicted model, not a curated record.
CGCUCUAAGUACUGCUUGUUGGGCAUUACUCAUCGAGUAGUUCUCACGAAUAGGAAUAGGAUGCAUGUCUCAAGUCGUAAGUCAGAAGUAAAGGACAUCCGCAAGUCAAAACUCAGAAGUGGCCCUCAACGGCUUCUAUAUUUCAUUGUAUGAAAAGACAUUGAAACUUGUGACAAAUAAGUAGCGGAAAUGUAAAGUGGAUGAUACAGAAAUUAAAUCAUACUUCUAUCAUAAUACACAAUGGCAUGCGAGGAAAUUUAACAAUUGGGCUUAUUUUAUCGAAAUCUACAUAAGUGUUUAUAAGGAACCGACAGUGAAACAGAGAAAGAAUGGAUUUAGCUUUUAUGCUUGUCGCCAUAUGGUUAAUUGCUGGAACGAAGUUUGUUGCAAGCUUAUCUUUUACUUUGUCAGCAUCACGAGUAAAAUUGGGAACUACAGGAACUCUGAGAAUGACAUGCAAUAUUACAGAAAUAGAUGCAUCUGUAAUAUACAACAUUCAAAUACGGCGAGAAACCGACCCAGGAUCUAACUACACAUGGGAAACCAUCGCUGAAAUUGAAGCAGGUUCAAUGGAAAUCCCAUUUUUAGAUAAAGACAUUGUAAAUGACAAGGACUUUGUUGCUGGUGGUGUAAUUGAUAAAGAUACUCCAAUUAACACUUAUUUAACAUUAGAUAUGAAUAAAGAGAAGCUGACAUAUAGUGACGCCAGAGACUAUAGAUGUGAGCUGACCUAUAAAAGUAACAUUACUGGUAGCGUUGCCUCUGUUAAAAGAAAUGCCAGCCUUUCAAUUGUUGGUGACGACACCACUGACAAAACGCAAUCGGAUACAAUGGAAAACCCAGAAUAUGUCAGCAAAACCACAUUAAUAACUGUUGGUGUUAUUUUAGGAAUUACAAAUAUCGUGGCGAUAGUUUAUGGAAGCUACAUGACAGUGGAAAUGAGAAAAGCAAAAACAAGAGGAUCUGAUAAUAACAUCCAUAAUCGUCCAAGACAGGAGUUAUUACCACCUUCAGUAACGUAUGCCAAAGACGACCGUCAAGGCUGCUCCAUUCAGGAAACUGAUGAUGUAUCCCCAUGACCUUAUAUCUGAACAUCUUUGGGAGUCACUAGAACAUGUACACGUAAGAAAAAAAGGUGGCAACAUAAAAGCAUAGCGCUUUGGUUUUUGGAGAUCAUUCAUUCACAUAACAGUACAAAAAAGUUUGUAAACUGCUCGGCUGCAGCAUUAAUUUCAUUUAAUUACCAAAUAGUCCAAGAGAUAGGGCACUUCUAUUUACUUUUUUGAGCCCAAGCAAACUUUUAUUUCAUUUGACAGCUAAAAAUGAAUUUUCAGAAAACCCAUUUCUUAAAUGUCAGAGCGGAUGGAAUCACCAAAUUUUCAAGAUGGCCGCCAAUAUGGCUGCCAUAUUUUUGCACAUUUCAAUUUAUUUAUAAAAAGAAGCCUUUCUAUAUUAAAAUUGAUAAAAUUUAUCACGAGAGUGGUUUUAUUAUAUAGCAAACAACAUCUUCUAAAUAUCUUUGCCCUUUUAUGCUAUUUUAUGUCUUUAUUGAAAAAUAAUGCCUAAAAUGGGCAAAAUAGUGCAUUUUUAUGAUUUUUCACGGUUACACCACCUGUCAAUAAUUGUCAUUUCAAACGCAUAGGUUUCCUUUUAUAAAUAAACGGAAAUUUGAAAAAUAAUCGCGUCAUAUUGGCGGCCAUCUUGAAAAUUUGGUGAAUCCACCCGCUUUGACAACUAAGAAAUUGAUUUUCUGAAAAUUCAUAUUUAUAGCUGUCAAAUGAAAAAAAAAGUUUGCUGGGGCUCAAAAAAGUAAAUAAAAGAGUCUUAUCUCUUGGACUAAAUUGUUUGUCAUGAAAUUGGAUAAGUGCAAUAUAAUUAGUAUUGAGGGAAUUCAGGUAACCUACUGUAGUAACAACUAUUGUUGUUAAGUAUAUCGCAUCUAUGAUCUCAAAACUCAGUCUACUGACUGAAAGACAUAUGCUAGCUUUCAGCUGUAUUUCAUUCCUCAGAGCUAAAGUUAAAAUAGCUCAACAACGCACAAAUCAGCAAACAAGGAGUCAGUGUAAGAAACUGUGCAAACGGAUUUGAAGAAAAGGCGAAGGCGGUUAUGCUACGUGCGAAAAGAUUACAGUGUUCACGAGAAACUAAAAUGACCCUUACGGAAAUAUUAUAGCUGGCCGCGAACUCUUACUACGAUUGUGCCACGAAUAUCAGGCAACCAUGCCGCGAACACUUUUGAUAAAAUAGAUACAAUGAUCGCAGGUUGUUUGUUUGGUGUUCGCUUUUCACACGCAAAUUAGAUUAGCCACGAACUUUCCGCGAACAAGUUGCAGCGGUCAUCCCGCGAACUAGUUGCUGCGAACAUGCCGCGAACAAGCUAAGAACCAUGACUACCCAGCUAAACCUAUAUGGAAAUUGCCCAGAAAAUAGCUUGUACAGAAAUGGUGCAAAAUUACAUUAAAAGGAAUUGGGAACAUAAAUUUCUUCAAUAACCUCAAUCACUGAGGCUGUAGCAGACUCAAAUGGUAAAUGUCUGACCUUUUUCAUAUCAUGGUUCUUGGUAUAUUUUGAGUUUUAAAGAUAAUGUAUGCAUGAAUUUAAUAGCUUUUUGCAAUUUAAAUAACAGUGUCACAGUGCAUGUAUUCAUUUCAUGUUCUUUCCAUGUUCUGGCCCCUAUGACGCUGGCCUCUGACAGAAUUGCCUCCAAGAUCAAUAGGAAUAAUCUACUAGGUAGGUCCAAUCAUCCCGUUAAGUUUUUUCUUUCUGGGUCAAGGUAUUCUCAACUUAUUGAUCGGAAACGGAUUUGCAAAUUCAAGCCCCUGCGACCUUGAUCUUUGAUGGAGUGAUUCCCUAACCCCCCUCCCUCCCCCGCAAAAAAGAACAAUAGGUGUCAUCUAAAUUGUAAGUCAUAUCACUCUAUGAAGCUAGAAAGUUAGAAAGUUCUAGGUCAAAUGGUUCUUCAGUUAUUGAUUGGAAACGGUUUAACAUUUUCUGGCUCCUGUGACCUUUAUCUUCGACAAAGUGACCAUAAAAUCAACAGGAGUCAUUUACUCUGCAUGUCCAAUCAUCCCACGAAGUUUCAGCAUUCUGGUUGAAGUGUUUCUCAAGUUAUUGAUUGAAAAUGGUUUUCCAUGAUCUGGCCACUGUAGCUUUGUGACUUUGACCUUAAAUGGAAUGACACCCCGAAACAAUAGGUGUCAUCUACUCUGUAAACCCUAUCACCCAAUGUUCUAGGUGAAAUUGUUCUCAAGUUAUUGGUUAUAAAUGAAGUGUGACGGACGGAAGGACGAUAAGGGCAAAAACGAUAUGAUGUCUAAAACAAACCCCACAAUAUUUUAAAUUCGCUCGGCGGAAAAAAACUGCGGGUAGCAGCGAAUAUCUUGCGAAUACUUCCUGCAGAUAGAAAGGUAUGUUCACGAAAUGUUCGCAGCAUCCUUUUGACCAUUUCGUAAGGAGACUGUUUCCAGCAUUUGAUCUUCCGUCCAGAGAGCACAUCUAGUCAUACAUAUAAACAGAUAUUAAACUACAUUUAUGUAUGUACUACAUGUACACUGCCAUAAUGAUAGAGGGAAACUGAGUUACUCGUCUAUAUCAUUACUCUUACUAUUACUAUUAUUGUUAUAAUGUAUGUCUGUUUAUUUUUUACUCAAAUAAGUUUCACACAUCUCAUGUAAGAAUCUCAUUUAAAGCAAUUGUCUGUAAUUCGGAUUUAAGAUUGAUAUUUGAUGACAUGCAGCAUGAAUGGACUGUAGGUAGUGCUGAUUGUUAAGUUUUAAUGUAAUGUAUAUGUUGAGUGUUCAAAUUAAUAUUUGGUGAAAUACAAUAUGGAUGAACUGUACGUAGUUCUCAUGCUGAUAACUUUUAGGAGUGAUGUAUAAUGUUGAGUGUUGGUGAAGUACAGCAUGAAUAACAUGUACGUAGUGAUUAGACAUAUAUAUUUUGCGAUUAAUGCCGUGAUGCGUUGAUAAUUUUACUAAAAUGAAUAUGUUAUGCAAGACAAGUUGACCAGUUAGGCUAAGCGUAUACAAAUCUUUGAGAUAUUACAUUGUGCUACAUCAUAUAUUUGUAACAGCAUUUCCUUUUUAUUUGAGCAAUGCUGCAUAAGUUGAAAAUAUUGGCAGCUAUCUAGUACAUCUAUUUAUAUUUAUUCGAAUUAAGCUUAACAGGGACAAUCUGUGUGCAAUGUCUAAUGGGAUAAGCAAAGCAUGCCUUAAUUCAUUUAAGUUGGUACUUGUUAAAUCCUUAGUAAGCAGCAAUGAAAGCCAUGGUCGCGAAUUCAAUGGCAUGAAACAAAGCCAUUUCAUUGUGAAAUGAAUGUUUAAAGCGGGAUGCAUGUAAUGAAAAUUGGCGGUAAAUAUCAUAUUUAUGAUUUAGUAGUUAUUUUGCUUAUAAACAUAAGUUACGUCAUUUUCAUAAAGUUUGAAACCAUAAAACAGUAAAAUGGUAAAAGGAAACAAAAUUGAAAGAUAGGAGUUGACUUGUAAGAAGCAUUCAGUAUAGCAAAUGCAGUCAUUAUCAGACGUCGCAAAGUAAGCCAACCACAAGUAUUAAAGAAUAUCCAAGAAAGGCAGCAAACCUUUAUGGAAACAUCGUUCUGUUGUAGUUCACUAUCUGUGGUAGAAUAUUUGCAUGAAUAUGUGGUAUAUAUUGUGUGCUUAAAAAGGUUUACAUCAGGUAGAAUGUAUGAUAGUUUUAUGAUAGUUUGAAUUGGAAAUGUAUAGACUUUGUUAACUUUUUCUCUAAUAUUUAUAUUUUGAUAUUUAUUUCUAUUAUAUACAUUCCUCUCCUAUAGGAGACUGGCUACUACACUAAACUCAUUUAAGAAAUAAUAAGUUCCGAAACGUGGUAUAUUGUAGAAUAACCCGUAUUUUGGGUCCUUAUGCGUGAAACAUAUCACGAAGGCCGUAGGCCUGAGUGAUAUAUUGUUUCGCAUAAGAACGAAAAACUCGGGUUAUUCUACGAUAAAUCACACGUGGGAACUUGUUAGUUCGAUUCUAUACACACCUGGAACGGAUGACGUCAUUGCACGCGAGUGGUUUAUUGCAGAAUAACCCGAGAUAGAUUUUGCUCCACAUGUAUGUAGGUUAUUUGCUGAUCGUGUUAGAAUACUUUAUAUACAUGAUAUACACAUGUCACAAUAAUAAACUAUUUUAAAUAGCA